This is a messenger RNA of Helianthus annuus (common sunflower), 1000 nucleotides long. Its product is annotated as cysteine and histidine-rich domain-containing protein RAR1-like. Gene Ontology annotation, biological process: defense response to bacterium; defense response to fungus. Gene Ontology annotation, molecular function: Hsp90 protein binding. The transcript is spliced from 6 exons. Bases 109 to 759 code for a protein of 216 amino acids. Gene Ontology annotation, cellular component: cytoplasm; nucleus. The record is from RefSeq and is a predicted model, not a curated record. NCBI's taxonomy places the organism in Eukaryota, Viridiplantae, Streptophyta, Magnoliopsida, Asterales, Asteraceae.
CAAGUCGUACACCACAGUUCAUCCACUAUAGACCUUUGUUACGACUCCCCCCCCCUGCUUCUAGAAACCUCGAUUGAUCAUCGAAUCGGAAACCAAAGCAGUUCGAAAAUGGCGAAUCUGCUUCGAUGUCAGAGGAUUGGCUGUAACGCAACCUUCACUGAAGAAGAUAAUCCUGACGACUCCUGCAAAUAUCAUGAAUCGGGACCUUAUUUUCACGAUGGUAUGAAAGAGUGGAGUUGUUGCAAGAAAAAGAGUCAUGAUUUCAGUUUAUUUCUGGAAAUUCCUGGAUGCAAGACAGGUAAACAUACAACCGACAAGCCUGUGAUAGCAAAGGCUCCCGCUGCUUCAAAGCCAGCAAUCAAAACAUCGACAACUUCGACUAACGUGUCCGCUAAAGAAGCUUGCCCUAGGUGUCGCCAAGGAUUCUUUUGUUCUGACCAUGGAUCACAGGCUAAAGAUACAAAUCCAAAACCCUCGUAUCAAGUUCAAUCUACUCCUUUGCAGGAAAGUGUGAAACCUACGGUAAAGAAAAUUGUAGACAUAAACCAGCCCCAAAUUUGCAAAAACAAAGGAUGCGGUCAAACUUUCAAAGAAAUUGAAAAUCAUGACACUGCUUGUAGUUACCAUCCGGGUCCUGCUGUCUUCCAUGAUCGACUGAGAGGGUGGAAAUGCUGUGACAUUCAUGUGAAGGAGUUUGAUGAGUUCAUGACCAUUCCACCGUGUACCAAGGGAUGGCACAAUGCAGAUGCAGCUUCCUAACAAGUACAAAACCACACGUUUUAGUUAUUCAAUCUGCGACUACUAAAACUGGUUGUUAUUCUGUUGUAGAACCGGUUAUUUAUUUCGUCAGUAUCGGGGUUAACAAACUGGACUUUAGAUAAUGAUUGCAAUAAGUGCGUUUUGUACACGGACUUCUCACCUGGAACUUGACUCUUCAAAACUAGGGGUGGAAAUUCUGACAUGAUAAAAAAAUAACCUAAGUUUUGGGUGUCAUGCCUAA